Messenger RNA from Helicoverpa zea (corn earworm), 450 nucleotides. RefSeq lists its product as uncharacterized. The coding region runs from base 1 to 450 and encodes 149 amino acids. The record is from RefSeq and is a predicted model, not a curated record. Lineage: Eukaryota; Metazoa; Arthropoda; Insecta; Lepidoptera; Noctuidae. The transcript has 6 exons.
AUGGGAUUGGUAAACAGUAAGGAUUUUACCUCAAGAAGAAAGGUAGAUGAGGCUACCAGUAACACCAGUUUAUCCAAGUUACGCUACGUGAUAACAGAAAAGCCAAAAUGGAAAGUUUUCAAAAAGAAAGAGGUAGUACCUUUACCACAGUAUCGUCCUGUGAAGGGAUGUCCUUGUGGCAACGCUGGACCUUGCAAGCAAAAGGUGACACCGAGAGGAGUUACCAUACAUUAUCCUCAGAAAAAGAAAAAAUUCUGCGCCUUUGGCACGGAUCGACGGUACAAGCCACCUAAAACCCAAAAAAGUUACUUCACUAGCCCAAAAACUGACAAUAAAGUAAAAGUAAUUCGGCGUAAGAGAUUUCCUACCUUUAGACUGGACAAGAUUUCAUGUUAUUCGCCAUUUAGCAGAACCGUCGCGCCCCGGCCUGCGGGUACCGUUGUGAAUUGA